CUAUGUUUGAGUUCAUCUCUUGAGUUUUCUGAAUAAGGUGGUCCCAUAAAAGGUAUCAAUUAAUUCACCCAACGAUUAUAAAACAAAAGUGUUUACACCAGAAUAUCGCCAAUCAUAGUUUCUCUCAUUUUAUAAUAAUUUUCUCCAUCUUCUUCCUUCCUCUUCAAGCUUAUAGAACCUCCAAGAACCAUAAAACUCUCUCUGCAACAAUCUAUACUUUCUUCAUUACUUUUAUAAAAAAUGGGAAGACAUUCUUGUUGUUUUAAGCAGAAGCUAAGAAAAGGCCUUUGGUCUCCUGAAGAAGAUGAGAAACUUCUCAAUUACAUCACUAGACAUGGUCAUGGCUGUUGGAGUUCUGUCCCUAAACUCGCAGGUUUGGUCUCUAUGUGCUCUUAUAUUAUAUAUAGCUUAAAGAGGUUUAUAUAGCAUCGUUUAUAAUGUUUUUAUAUGCGUUGGUGGAUAUAUAUGAUCAAAUAGGUUUGCAAAGAUGUGGAAAGAGUUGUAGACUUAGGUGGAUAAAUUAUUUGAGACCAGAUUUAAAGAGAGGAGCUUUCUCUCAAGACGAAGAAAGCUUGAUCAUUGAGCUCCAUGCUGCAUUAGGCAACAGAUGGUCUCAAAUCGCAACGCGGUUACCGGGAAGAACAGACAACGAGAUCAAAAACUUUUGGAACUCAUGUCUUAAGAAGAAGCUGAGAAGAAAAGGCAUUGACCCAACAACACAUAAACCCUUAAUAACAAACGAGCUUCAAUCUCUUAACGUCAUAGAUCAGAAACUGACGUCAUCAGAAGUAGUAAAGUCAACGGGUUCGAUAAACAACCUACAUGAUCAGUCAAUGGUCGUCUCAUCGCAACAAGGUCCAUGGUGGUUCCCGGCGAAUACAACUACGACUAAUCAAAACUCUGCGUUUUGCUUUAGUUCAAGUAAUACUACAACGGUUUCAGACCAGAUCGUAUCUUUAAUCUCUUCAAUGUCUACGUCAUCAUCUCCGACACCAAUGACUUCAAACUUCAGUCCUGCUCCAAACAACUGGGAACAACUCAACUACUGCAACACAGUACCAAGUCAGAGCAACAGUAUCUACAGUGCCUUCUUUGGUAAUCAAUACACAGAAGCUAGCCAAACCAUGAACAAUAAUAAUCCACUAGUAGAUCAACAUCAUCAUCAUCAAGACAUGAAGUCAUGGGCAUCAGAGAUUCUUCAUUACACAGAACACAACCAAAGCUCAGAAACUGUUAUAGAAGCAGAAGUGAAGCCAGACAUUGCCAACUACUACUGGAGAUCAGCAUCAUCAUCGUCGUCACCAAACCAAGAAGCUGCAACAUUACUACACGAUGCUAACGUGGAAGUGUACGGUAAAAAUCUACAAAAGCUUAAUAACAUGGUGUUUGAUCAGAGCCUUUAGAUUAUUAACAUGUGUUAUAGAGAGUUUCAUUUUCUAUUCAUAUUCAUAGACCUGAGUUUAUUGAUUGAUCCAUACAUUUGUUAUGCUUGUGUGUAAAGUAUGUAUAUGGUUUUUGAUUUAUGUAAAUUUUCUGCUCGAGUGAAUUUUUUUGGUGCUAAGAUGUAGUUCUUUAUUCCAUUUCCUUACUUAUGACUUUGACCUGAAUUGAGU
Molecule: messenger RNA, 1613 nt
Organism: Arabidopsis thaliana (thale cress)
Lineage: Eukaryota; Viridiplantae; Streptophyta; Magnoliopsida; Brassicales; Brassicaceae
Gene: MYB86
Product: myb domain protein 86
Exons: 2
Coding region: 438-1403 (321 amino acids)
Cellular component (GO): nucleus
Source: RefSeq, marked reviewed